This is a messenger RNA of Phytophthora nicotianae INRA-310, 980 nucleotides long. RefSeq lists its product as hypothetical. The record is from RefSeq and is a predicted model, not a curated record. The transcript is spliced from 2 exons. Bases 166 to 798 code for a protein of 210 amino acids. NCBI's taxonomy places the organism in Eukaryota, Oomycota, Peronosporomycetes, Peronosporales, Peronosporaceae.
GCGGCUGUUGAAGAAGCAAGCCAGUGUGGCGUGGGCUCCCUUCUGUGUGAAUAAAAACCUUAAAACCUCGUAGGCGAUUUUGCCCGUUUUGGCUCGCACACAGUCCCCAGUUCACAACAGCAGCAGUCCCAGCCAAGCCAAGUCAACCAGCAAGCAACGGCAACAAUGGCACGCGGAGGAGCAGUCGGACGCCCGAAGAAGGAUGGAGACCACACGCGCAAGCCUCGCAAGAAAAAAGACAAGAACGCACCCAAGCGCGCGCUGUCGGCCUUCAUGUUCUUCAGCAACGACAUCCGCGAGACUGUGAAGAAGGAGAUGCCGGACUUGCAGUUCCUCGAGAUCUCAAGUGAAAUUGGUCGUCGCUGGAAGCAGAUCUCCGACGAGGAUCGCCGGCCGUACGAUGAGCUGGCCGCCGCUGACAAGCGGAGAUACCAAGAGGAGAAGGAGGACUACGUUCCUGACCCGUCUUUUGAGAGCACCAAGGGCUCCCGCAAGAAAAAAGACCCGAACGCCCCCAAGCGUGCGCUGUCCGCUUACUUCUUCUUCUGCAACGACAUCCGCCAGGAGGUGCGUGACGAGAACCCCAACAAGAAGAUCACGGAGAUCGCCACGCUGCUGGCCGAGAAGUGGCGCGCGCUGCCAGACAAGAAGCGCGCCAAGUAUCAGAAGUUGCACGAGGAGGCCAAGGCCAAGUACCAGCAGGAGAUGGACGCUUACAACUCGCACGGCGCAGUGGAGCAACACGACGACGAAGAGGAGAACGACGACGACGAUGAGGAUGAGGAAAGCGACGAUUAAGCUGAUGUGUCGGCUAGCCUUCUCUCUGAUGCGAAGCAAGGUCGACCAGCAGCGCCUAAUCUUUCUUUUAGCUCGUAGUAGUAGCAGGUCAACACACACGUAUCCUCUUUUUAUUCCUUCAAACUUUUGGUAACGUUCGUGCGUUUUCCCUUUCAACGUGUCCACGAAUGUACGUGGCGUCC